ACAUGUAAACCCUACCCGUACAGAGAGGGAGCGAGACCUGCGAGAACGCCGGUGGCGACUGUUGUAACGCUGCCGCUAUUGCCACCACAAUGGCUCGCUCUCUCUCUCACUCGGCACGUCUGGUGUCCCUUGUCUCCGACGCUCUUUGCCCCGCUCUUCACCGGCGAGGCUAUGCGGUUUCUUUAUCGGCAUCCCAUGCCCCUCUGAGCGGCGGCGGCAGGUUGGGCAAGCUCGAGGACCCGUCGGCGACGGCGACCGAACAGAAUUCAUCGGAAGCAUCCUCUGCUUGGAUUCCGGAUCCCGUCACUGGUUAUUACAGGCCCAUCAAUUACUCCCCUGAAAUCGACCCGGCCGAGCUCCGGCUCAUGCUCUUGAACCACAAAAUGAGAUCAUCCCCCAACUCCGCUUAACUCCUUGGAAUGAUCGAUCCUUUCAAUGUUAUAUGAUGCUUGUUUCUUUGUUUGCAUCGCUGUUACUGUUUUUAGGUUACACAUGACCGAUAUAACAACUUUUCGGUAUAAGAGUUCUAAUGUUUGCACCUCAA
Messenger RNA from Prosopis cineraria, 544 nucleotides. RefSeq names its product late embryogenesis abundant protein Lea5. Gene Ontology annotation, biological process: response to stress. The coding region runs from base 90 to 410 and encodes 106 amino acids. Gene Ontology annotation, cellular component: mitochondrion. Lineage: Eukaryota; Viridiplantae; Streptophyta; Magnoliopsida; Fabales; Fabaceae. The record is from RefSeq and is a predicted model, not a curated record. The transcript has a single exon.